Molecule: messenger RNA, 2312 nt
Organism: Gasterosteus aculeatus aculeatus (three-spined stickleback)
Lineage: Eukaryota; Metazoa; Chordata; Actinopteri; Perciformes; Gasterosteidae
Source: RefSeq, a predicted model, not a curated record
CACACACACACACAGGUCCACUGCACAGCUUCAUGUCCACGCAGAUUCAGUCAGGAGGUGUUUUGUAAAUACAUUUUAAUUUUCUUUAGUUGUCAGAGGUGUGAGGGAUGAUUGACAGCUGAAGGGCGGGACCUGUCAUCACCUGUUCUAACAAGAAGUGUGUGUCAACUCCAGAUACUCUGUAUGACAGAGUAUCUGGAGUUGACACAUUCAUUCGUGAGCCUUUGUUGGUCUCGAUGUGUACUUUGAAUACAUUCAGUUAUUCUACAAACAAAAUGGUUACUAAUGUUACAUGAAGGCUCUGAGUAUUGCUAAAGUACUACUAGUUCUCCCACCAUAGUUUGUAUCAUGGCUGUUAUAAAUAGUACCACAUAUACAGCCUCUAGUACUUCUACCUGCACUUCUAGUACUACUUCUGAUGACGUGAAUAACAACUUCAUUUUAUAAACAUACAGAGGUUAAAUACUCCAUGAAUAAAUAUUCUAAAAUGAGUUUUAAACCCUGCGGUUACAGACGGACAGAUCCCGCCCCCUGCUGGCCGGUUUGAACAGCACACGCCAGCCGACUGAUGACGUCACGCUGACCUCACCUGCUGGCUGGUGGGACAAACUGAUAUUCAGGGAAGCUGAUUGGCCUCGCCAGUGAAUCAUUGACGAGCUGCCCCUCCUCCCCGAGCCUCUUUGUGGUGUCACAGCCUCCGUCGCCUCCGUCAUGUCCAGGUUCCAGCUGGAGAGCAACAGGAGCAGCAGCUGGAGGUAAGAAGAGAUCCUCCAUCGUCCACAACUGUCUGAUCAUCUCUUUAAACAAGAAGCACGUUCAGAACCUUCUCCACAGCAGAAGAACCCUGGAACCGUUAUGUGCUGGUUUAAAAUACCAGAGACAUCACCUCCACCCUGAUGGAGCGCCUCUACCGUUAAAAUGGAGUAUUUAUCUUCUGCUCCCUUUUGAAACUAAUUAGAAAACAACGUACUUAAACGCUGACAUGUUUUUAUUCCUUCGAUGUCAGUUUGAUUUGAUUCUGGAGGUUUGGUUAAUCAACAAAGUGACCAGUAGUUCUCUUUACUUUGAUGAGUCAUAAGCCUGAUAUUGUGUGUGUGGUUUCCAGAGGGCUUUAAAGCUGUGAUGGAGCUCCUCUUCCUCCUCCUCCUCCUCCUCCUCCCCCCGCCGGUGCUGACGGAGGCGACCUCCGGGUCCCACAGCAGCUGGUGCGAGCGUGGCUGCGACUGUCGAGGAGAUCUGAAGUUCACCAUCUGCUCUCGGGCGCUCUUCACCCGGCUGCCGGGCCGAGUCCCCCCCAACACCGAGCUCCUCGACCUCUCCGACAACCACAUCUCCGUCGUGCCCCGCGGCUCCUUCUGCAAAACCCGCAAGCUCAGAUUCCUGCUGCUGCAGAACAACAACAUCAGCGCCGUGGAGGACGGCGGCUUCUCGCAGAUGGAGUUCCUGCAGAAGCUGGACCUGAGCUGGAACCGGAUCUCGGCGCUGACCGCGGGGUUCUCCGCCGGCUUGGCCUUCCUGCGCGAGCUGCAGCUCGCCCACAACCGCCUGGACGGCCUGGACAGCCGCAGCUUCCUGCACCUGGACCGCCUCCAGAGGUUGAACCUGAGCAGCAACGCCAUCCGCACCAUCCAGGUGAGGUCCUUCUCCUCCAUGAGCGGCCUGCGGCAGCUCCACCUGCGGGGCAACCGGCUGAGGUCCCUGCGGAGCGGCAUGUUCUCCAUGCUGCGCUCCCUGGAGGUGCUCGACCUCUCCGGGAACCAGAUCGCCGUCGCGGACACGGCCUCCUUCAAGCCGCUCACCAGCCUGGCGCUCCUCGACCUGGCCGACAACCGCAUGUCCACCGUCGGCUUCAAGACGUUCCUCGGCAUCCAGGCUUACAGCACCCACAUCCUGCUGGAGGGGAACCCGUGGACCUGCGACUGCGACCUGCACCGAGUCUUCCGGAAGCUGCGCGGCGUCCAGAGGCUCUUCCUGGACGACUACAGCAACCUGACCUGCCGGGCGCCGGCGCCGCUCGGGGACCACCGGCUGAUCGACGUGGACACGGAGCUGUGCCUCGCCGAGACGGUCACCGUGCUCAUCAUCACCGUCACCGUGGUGAUCACCCUGCUGGCCGCCAUGCUGGUGGGCGAGAGGAAGAGGAGGAAGAAGAAGACGACGACGACGAGGCACUGGACGCAGCAGGGGGACGUGUCGGAUGAGUCGGACUACUGAGUCAUGUGACUUGCUACAGAAAGAUUAAACUACAAAAUCGUUUUGACUUCAAGGCCACGUUCCUUAAAUCCAAUAAAAUCUGCUCUCCUGGAAAGAGA